Molecule: messenger RNA, 903 nt
Organism: Thamnophis sirtalis
Lineage: Eukaryota; Metazoa; Chordata; Lepidosauria; Squamata; Natricidae
Source: RefSeq, a predicted model, not a curated record
CAAAUCCCUAGAAACUAUCUUAAGUUUAUUCAGUUUCUGUCUGUUUCAUUUUUUUUCUUUUCUUGCAUUCCUUUCACAGCUAUCUGUGUAGAUAGAUGCAAAUAUGGUGAAUGUGUGUUGCCAGAUACAUGUAAAUGUUACCCUGGAUACACAGGGAAAACCUGCAACCAAGAUAUUGAUGAAUGUGCCACUGGCAGAGCAGUUUGCUCUUUCAAUCGAAGAUGUAUCAACACAUUUGGAAGUUUUUAUUGCAAAUGCCAGAUUGGAUAUAAACUGAAACACCUGAAUGGCAGAUAUGACUGUAUAGUUGCUCAUGAAAAUUCUGUGAAAGCAAUUCACAGAAUGCCUGGCAUUAUCAAAGAGAAAUGGAAGAAACUGCUUCUUCCCAAGAAAAAUGCAAAAAAGCAUGAUGACAUAAAAAAUACAAUCCCAGCAUCUAAAGCUCAUGUGAGUCCUUUAGACUAUGAAGAUGACUUGUAUUUGGAAGGUGCCUUCAGUAAAUGGGGGGAAAGCACUGAAGACAUCAGAAAAGACAGAAAAACAAUAGAACAAGAAAGUAUUGAAGAAGAAGGAGAAAUUGAACAUCUCAAAAACCAGACUGUCCAUGAAAAGAAACUCAGGGGAGAUGUAUUUUGUUGCAUGCAUCCUCUACCCCCCAUCCACCUCCAUUGCCAGUUUGUGGAACCAGAAAUGUUGGGGACCAUUGCUGUAGAGCAUUUCUUAUAUCCUGAGAUUAUAGCUAUAAUAGCCAUUAGGGCUAGACAACAGCAGGCAGAGCUGGCCCAGCAGGAAUGGCUUCAAAUGCAACAGGCUGCGCAACAGGCCCAGCUUGCCGCUGCCUCUGCCAGUGCAAUCAACCAGGCCGGAUCUUCUCAAGAUGAAGAUGACGAAGAUGACAUAUGA